This is a messenger RNA of Tigriopus californicus, 1746 nucleotides long. Its product is annotated as brain-specific homeobox protein homolog. Lineage: Eukaryota; Metazoa; Arthropoda; Copepoda; Harpacticoida; Harpacticidae. Bases 532 to 1671 code for a protein of 379 amino acids. The transcript has 4 exons. The record is from RefSeq and is a predicted model, not a curated record. Gene Ontology annotation, biological process: regulation of DNA-templated transcription. Gene Ontology annotation, molecular function: sequence-specific DNA binding; DNA-binding transcription factor activity, RNA polymerase II-specific.
GCAAACUUUUUCAAACUUGAUCACUGUUUACUGACAAGAUAAAUCGGACAUCAAUUAAGAAUGAUUGUGAUGUGCACAACGGAUUAGCCUGCCUUAUCUUCAAUCCUUUCGAACUGAUUAAAUAAGCAUCUAAAUUAGACAUUAUUUGACGAGUUAUUGCACUUCUCCACAAUCCUUCCAUCUCCACUAAGAAGUACAUUCCUCGAACAAAGUAACACGGCCUUCCGCGCUAUCUCUUCCGAGCAUCAAUUUCCAGUAAUGUUUGCGAAACCUAAACCGGCAGGUUGGCUCUCAACUUCCUAAACCCAGAGCAAGACCGCCCCUUGUCGCCUCAACUCGAAAUUUGAUUGGGCGGUGAAGCAACUUUGUCGCCAGGGCCGCUUUCCAAAGUUUCAAGUAAAUCCACGGGGAGAGAGAGCGAGCUCCCGGCCAACGGCGUGAGAUACACAGUACAGUUGUAUAUACUCAUACAUGUGGAAAGAAAUACACGAGGGGCCAGAAAAAGCCGAGUUUCAGGUGCUCGCUUGAAACAUGAGAAGCUUGUUCAGGUGUCAAUCGAGUCCGAUUGACUUCACUUCGGAUCUGGGGAUGACCCAGAGACUCAAUUUUGUACCCGAAACAAUGUCAGAUCUCACAGUGACCGAUGGAAAUCAAAGUGAGGAUAGGAGAGUGAGUUUAUUGCCAAGUCUAAACAGUAUGAACAGUGUGACCAGUUUGCGUAAUGGGAGACCAAGUGAGCGUUCUCGGUUGAACUUUGGGAUUGAUGCCUUGUUGAGCAAACGAACCCAUUCAUUUGAAGAGUCUGUCGCAGAGCCACUGUGCAAAUCUGAGCCAUUAUCUUUGGUGACAAAAUUGACCAAUGUGUCUCCAGUUCCAACGUCAAUCCCCACUAGCAUGCCUCAUUCAACAAUGCCAUUGCGACCUCUACCUCAUCCACCAUCAUUCUCAGGGAUGCUUACUCAAUCCAUCUUAUCAGGGCUGUACUCAGUUCCACAUUCCUUCGCCACAUCCUCUUUGAUCUCCAGUCAUCCUGUUCAUCAUCCUCGCUUUGGUCCGGAUCUCUUUCCGGCCUUUCAUCGUCACCCUUACGCCAUGUUGCAUCCUCAUCUUACAGGGGUGGGAAAGAGGAAGAAAUCAUGGACACGGGCAGUGUUCUCGAACCUUCAACGCAAAGGCCUCGAGAAAAGGUUUCAAAUGCAGAAAUAUAUCACCAAACCGGACCGAAGGCAACUAGCGGCUAGCCUUGGUCUCACAGACGCUCAGGUGAAAGUUUGGUUCCAAAACCGCCGUAUGAAGUGGCGGCACCAGGAGUCCAAAGAACGCAGGGAACAGGAACGACAAGCUCAUGCCAAUGCCGCCUCAUCGUCAUCCAAUCCCCCAGGAGCGUUAUCAAGCCCGACCUUGAGAGCUUCACCAACCAUUGGCGCUGAAUCCUCGACAGAUCUACGCCCGACGUCUGAGUACUUCUCCAACACUCACUUGUCCUCGGGUGACUCCUCCGAUGACGAUGAUGACUUCAUGGUUGAGAAACAGCCUGCGGUUGUUCAAUCCACAACUCCUCAUGCUCUUUUAGCGUCAAGUUUGAAUCGCGGACCAAUUAUGACCAUGAUGAAGGCCGAUUCGACCGUCAAACGCGGCCGAAGUCCCGAUUUGGAUAUCAAAGUGGAUUAGUUCGUGUGAAGCAAUAUUAGCUAUUUAUUAUCCUCUCGUUGGUUUGGUUGAAUAAAUUUUAAUAUUCUAAACUGA